This is a messenger RNA of Manis javanica (Malayan pangolin), 1430 nucleotides long. It is a transcript of the gene TMEM50B, whose product is annotated as transmembrane protein 50B. The record is from RefSeq and is a predicted model, not a curated record. NCBI's taxonomy places the organism in Eukaryota, Metazoa, Chordata, Mammalia, Pholidota, Manidae.
GCGCCCACGCUCCCGCCCGCCGCUCCCGGCUGCCGGGGCUGAGGUGGAGCAGAGGACGCCCGCCGGGGCGCGGCGCCGUCGCCUUCUCUGCUCGCGCGUUUGGGGUCGGUGCGGGAGUCGGGGAAGCCAGAAUAUAAUGUUUAAUGAAAAAUCCAUGAUUAAGUGGUGAAAAUGGCAGGCUUCCUAGAUAAUUUCCGUUGGCCAGAAUGUGAAUGUAUUGACUGGAGUGAGAGAAGAAAUGCCGUGGCUUCUGUGGUAGCAGGUAUAUUGUUUUUUACAGGUUGGUGGAUAAUGAUUGAUGCAGCCGUGGUAUAUCCUAAGCCAGAACAGUUGAACCAUGCGUUUCACACAUGUGGUGUAUUUUCCACAUUGGCUUUCUUCAUGAUAAAUGCUGUGUCCAACGCUCAGGUGAGAGGUGACAGCUAUGAAAGCGGCUGUUUAGGAAGAACAGGUGCUCGAGUUUGGCUCUUCAUUGGUUUCAUGUUGAUGUUCGGGUCACUUAUUGCUUCAAUGUGGAUUCUUUUUGGUGCAUAUGUUACGCAAAAUACUGAUGUCUAUCCAGGACUAGCUGUGUUUUUUCAAAAUGCACUUAUAUUUUUUAGCACUCUGAUCUACAAAUUUGGAAGAACUGAAGAGCUAUGGACUUGAGAUGACUUCUUAAAUCACAUUUUCCUUUUGUUAUAUUCUAUUUGUAAAUAAGUUUUUAUCUCCCAAUAUAAUUUACACAUUGCCAAAUGGAAUAGAUUGUACAUUAAAUGUAUUGUUCCUUUAUACUUUCAUGCUGAGUUUUGAAAUAGUUUUAUGAAAUUUCUGUCCUUUUUUUCACUGACUAGAUUGUUAAUAUGUACUUAAGACUAUACAGAUGGGAUGAUGGGUAUCAGUUUUUAGUCCUACAGACUUAAAGCUGGAUCUGCUCCCUGAGUCAGGAUUGUAUCAUCAUGUCAUUUUAGAGUUGACUACUUUGUUUCAGUAUCUCUAAUUUCUGAAGCUGUGCAAAAAAUUCAGCUUGGUAUAUCUGAAAUGAGCACUGAGCCAUUAAAAAGGGUAUUUCAGCAAGUUGUAAUUUAUUUUGGCUUAAAAAUUAGAUUUUUUUAAAGGAAAAAUAUUUGUCCUUACGUAUUAAAGAAGUGGACUUUUAUAUGAAGAUUUUUUAAUUGCCUGAAGGAGAGUCUGAAAGUGUCUUUUAAAAACAAUUCCUCUCAUAUGACUUUAUUUAAAGAGAAGGGAUAAUAAAUACAUGAUCAGAUAAGCUCAGUUUUAUAUGGUUCAUGUAAAAAGACUGUAAGGUAGCUCAGCAAUGUGCUUCUUACAAAAGCAGCUUAAAUAACCUAUCUCCCAGGGUUCUCUUUUGACAGCCUACUAUUAUCUGAUAUUACAAAAUUCAAUAUCAAGCAACUUUGAGACAACUGCAUUUUAAAAAGCAUGAACCA